AUGGCAGACUUUCCUCCCUUUUGCCCUCGAGCGGGGGGGGGGCGUUGCGACACCCGCAAGAAGCGUCGGUCCGGGCGCCCGAGUUGCAGCAGCUCCGCCUCCGAUUACACUCGAGGAGCCUAUAGCCGGGCUGCAACCCGAGGCUGCUCUGGGCGCGCAUGUAGGCGGGAUGUGGAUGCCUCUGGGCCGCACCCGCGAGUUUCUCUCAGCUACAGUUUCAGUUUCUGUAGUUUUCUCCGCUCCAGUGACCUCGUCCGGGCAUCCGCCACCGAACAGCGGCAGCCUGUAGUUGGCUUCACCCUCUUGCCCAGUGCAGGAAGCAUUUGGGGAGCUAGGAUUGUGCAGAAGGAACUUCCGACAUGGUAUGAAUCCCUGGAGAAGCCAUCCUGGAAGCCACCUAACUGGGUGUUCCCACCUGUGUGGACAACAUUAUAUUCAUCAAUGGGAUAUGGCUCCUAUCUCGUGUGGAAGGAAUUGGGAGGCUUCAAUGAAAAAUCCAUGGUCCCCCUUGGACUAUAUGCAGGACAGCUAGCACUCAAUUGGUCAUGGGUUCCCAUAUUUUUUGGAAAACACAAAAUAGGAUGGGGGCUGGUCACUUUAUUACUUACCACAGGAACAGCAACAGCAACAACAACAGUCUGGUAUCAUGUCAACAAAACUGCAGCAUAUUUGUUGUACCCUUACGUAGCCUGGCUAACCUUUGCCUCCCUGCUCAACUACCAUAUUUGGAAAGCCAAUCGUCCUAAGAAGCACUAGUAACAUGUACAUAUUUUUACAAAGCAUUUUUUUAAAAAGGGGGAAUAUUUUCUAUUUCAAAUUACAGUUCCACCAUCCUAUUGCUUAAUAUAUUUUACUAAGACAUUUGUAAAAACAAAAUGUUCAAAUUAAUGUACAAGUUUACUAGAUGAAGGUAUAGUAAUAAAAUUCAGCUGAAAAUGGA
Messenger RNA from Pogona vitticeps (central bearded dragon), 940 nucleotides. NCBI's taxonomy places the organism in Eukaryota, Metazoa, Chordata, Lepidosauria, Squamata, Agamidae. The record is from RefSeq and is a predicted model, not a curated record.